AUGGCCACGCAGGCUACGAUUGUAUAUUUGAAUGCAGUCAUCAUCUGUUUGUUAGCUUCGGGUCACGCUGACGGCGGUGAUUAUGGCCCAAGACCUGAAAUCGGCUACCCAGCUGGUUUAAUACCGAAUUGUCCCGGCGUUUUGAAAAAUGCCACAAUCGGCGCAAAGAAUAUGCUCAUGUUUCGCAUCAUGGUGCACAAAGUGACGAACGGCCAGAUUCUGAGACAGAACUACCCAAUAGCCUCGGCAGCUAAAUCUUUAGCUAAAGAUAAGUUAGUGGAUUUUAGAAAAAAGAAGACUAUGUUGUACGCCGGCGGGUUCUUCGACAGCGCUUCCUUUCCCUUCAGCCAGUCCAUAGGUUCCGCCUACUCCAAGCGCGGAUAUAACGUCUUGAUGACGGAAACCUUUCACUUUCUCACGCAUAUUUACCCUAAAUCCGUGAGGCUGUCCAGGGUGCUCGGCGAGAAGAUAGGCGAGUUCUUAGUGAGCUUGACGGAGCACGGAUUGAGGGCUGAGAAUCUGGAGUUGGUAGGUAUCAGCAUAGGGGCGCACAUCGCCGGCUACGCGUCGAAGUACUUCUUCGCGGCGACCGGCAAGAAGCCGGCGCGGAUCACGGGUCUAGACCCCGCAGGGCCCUGCUACCGGGCCCUCCCCCCUAAUUCUAGGCUGCAGGCCAGCGACGCGGAGAGGGUGGACAUCCUCCACACGAACAUCGACGGCUUCGGCAUAGCCGAGAGGCUCGGCCACGUGGACUUCUACGUGAACGGCGGCGAGUUCCAGCCGAGCGACAUCCCCUUCAUCCCGUGCCUGAUCCUCUGCAGCCACUUCAGGUCCGCCUUCUACUUGUGGCAGGCGAUAGAGCACCCCAAGAAGUUCAUCGGCGUUAGGUGCGACUCGAUCCAGGACGCGCGUUUCGCGAAGUGCUUCAACAAUACGGAGACGAACUACGUGGGUUUGGAGACCAGGUUCGACAGGCCGGGCAUCUUCUAUCUCCCCACACACAACGAGUUCCCAUAUUACAGAGGGAAGGAGGGACUUAAGGAGGAGAACGAAAUCUACACUUCAGUGAGUCGAAGAAUCAAUGCGGAGGAACUGCUUCAAGUU
Iphiclides podalirius (scarce swallowtail) is the source of this 1104-nucleotide messenger RNA. The record is from the annotation of a GenBank genome assembly. Lineage: Eukaryota; Metazoa; Arthropoda; Insecta; Lepidoptera; Papilionidae.